UUCUGCGAAGUCAUCCAGCCAACGUGAUCCAGUACAUCCUGUUUAACCGCAGUCGCUGGCAGUUGCCGCGGUGUCACAAACACACAGCCCUGAACACCUGAGCUUUCCGGUCCUGCCAGCCCGUGUGCUUCUUAUCAUCUCGUCCACUACGUCUCCUACACGUACCACGCCACGAUGAGCUCCACACUCAGAAAAGGAAUGCUCUUUGGCAUGGGCAACCCGCUGCUCGACAUAUCGGCUACUGUCGAAGAUGAUUUCUUGACGAAAUACUCAUUGAAACCCAACGACGCCAUUCUUGCCGACGAGAAACAUGCGGCUUUGUACACGGAGCUUGUGGGAAAAUAUGACUGCAGCUAUAUUGCAGGUGGUGCGACGCAAAACACUCUGCGGGUGUUUCAGUGGGUGGUCCAGGUUCCCGAAGUGACGACUUUCAUGGGAUGCAUCGGCCACGACAAGUUUGGCGGCAUCCUGGAGCAGAAGGCCAAGGAGGCCGGCGUGAACGUGCGCUACCAGUACAGCGACAAGGAGGCCACUGGAACUUGCGCGGUGCUCCUCACCCAGCAGGGCCGAAGCAGGUCUCUGUGUGCCAACCUGGCUGCAGCGCAGCUCUACUCUUCGGAGCACCUUUGCAAGCCCGACAACAAGGCUUUGAUGGAGGAAGCCUCCUAUUACUACAUUUCAGGAUUCUUCCUGAGUGUCAGCCUGGACAGCAUCCUGACGGUAGCCAAGCAUGCGUGCAGCAAGGGCAAGACGUUCUGCAUGAACCUGAGUGCCCCCUUCCUCUGCAGCAUCUUCAAGGAACAGAUGAUGCAGGCCUUCCCCUACAUCGACAUCCUCUUUGGCAACGAGACGGAAGCCCGUGAGUUUGCAAAUGUGCACAACUUGGGAACCACCGACACGGUCGAGAUUGCCAAGCUGAUCAGCAAGUUUCCCAAGGAGAGCGGCCACUUCGAGAGGAUGGUCGUCAUCACCCAGGGAGCGGAGGACGUGAUAGUUGCCCAAGGUAAUGAUACACAAACCUUUUCUGUGCCGAAGCUCAAGACUGAAGACAUUGUCGACACCAAUGGCGCCGGUGAUGCCUUUGUUGGAGGUUUUCUGGCCAUGUACCUGCUGGGAAAACCGAUCGAGACAUGCGUCCGUUGUGGCAUCACAGUUUCUGUGGAAGUAAUCAAAAAGUCCGGUUGCACCCUACCGGACCGGGAAAGUGUCCAUGUUGUAUAAUUCCGACGUGCAGUUUCCUUGUUAGCGGCUGGACUGGGACACUGUUUCCUUGUUAUAAGCCGCUGGACUAGGCUAAGCAAUUUCUUUGUUGCAAAGGACGGGGACUAGGUUACUUCGCUAAAACAUUCUUUAAUAGGAAAUUUGAUAAUGAAAUGUUAACCCUGUGAAUAAAUCACCUCUUUUUAUA
Messenger RNA from Ixodes scapularis (black-legged tick), 1408 nucleotides. It is a transcript of the gene Adk2, whose product is annotated as adenosine kinase 2. Lineage: Eukaryota; Metazoa; Arthropoda; Arachnida; Ixodida; Ixodidae. The transcript is spliced from 11 exons. Gene Ontology annotation, molecular function: adenosine kinase activity. Bases 175 to 1221 code for a protein of 348 amino acids. The record is from RefSeq and is a predicted model, not a curated record. Gene Ontology annotation, biological process: purine ribonucleoside salvage. Gene Ontology annotation, cellular component: cytosol; nucleus.